Messenger RNA from Alligator mississippiensis (American alligator), 6113 nucleotides. RefSeq names its product CAP-Gly domain containing linker protein 3 (gene CLIP3). Gene Ontology annotation, biological process: cytoplasmic microtubule organization. Gene Ontology annotation, molecular function: microtubule plus-end binding. The coding region runs from base 101 to 1696 and encodes 531 amino acids. The transcript has 14 exons. NCBI's taxonomy places the organism in Eukaryota, Metazoa, Chordata, Crocodylia, Alligatoridae. Gene Ontology annotation, cellular component: microtubule plus-end; nucleus; cytoplasm. The record is from RefSeq and is a predicted model, not a curated record.
CGGGGAUGCAGCGGGUGAUGCUGCGCCUGGCGCAUGAGCGCUGCGCCCCAGCCCCGCACCCGGCCCAGCCCCGCCGCACAGCCCGGAGCCAGGACCCACCAUGACCAAAGAGGACUCGGGCGAGCUACCCGCCGGGGACGACCCCCUGCAGCCCGAGCCCGCGCUGGAGCGCAGGAUGAAGCCCAUCGUGCACCCCUCGGCCCCCGCCCCGCUGCCCAAGGACUACGCGUUCACCUUCUUCGACCCCAAUGACCCGGCCUGCCAGGAGAUCCUGUACGACCCCGCCACCACGGUGCCGGAGCUGUUCGCCAUCAUCCGGCAGUGGGUUCCCCAGGUGCAGCACAAGAUCGACAUCAUCGGCAAUGAGAUCCUGAAGCGCGGCUGCCACGUGAACGACCGGGACGGGCUGACGGACAUGACGCUGCUGCACUACGCCUGCAAGGCCGGUGCCCACGGCGUGGGGGACCCCGCGGCCGCCGUGCGCCUGUCCAACCACCUGCUGGUGCUGGGGGCCGACGUGACCCUGCGGAGCCGCUGGACCAACAUGAACGCCCUGCACUACGCCGCCUACUUCGACGUGCCCGAGCUCAUCCGCAUCCUGCUCAAGGCCUCCAAGCCCAAAGUGAUCAACUCCACCUGCAGCGACUUCAACCACGGGACCGCUCUGCACAUCGCCGCCUCCAACCUCUGCCUGGGGGCCGUCAAGUGUCUGCUGGAGCACGGCGCCAACCCCGCUGUGAGGAACAGCAAGGGGCAGGUGCCGGCGGACGUGGUGCCCGACCCCAUGGACAUGACGCUGGACAAGGCGGAGGCGGCCAUGGUGGCCAAGGAGCUGAAGCAGCUGCUGCUGGACGCGGUGCCGCUGAGCUGCAACCUGCCCAAGGUGACGCUGCCCAACUACGACAACAUCCCCGGCAACCUCAUGCUGGCCGCCCUCGGCCUCAAGCUGGGCGACCGCGUCCUCGUCGACAGCCAGAAGGCGGGCACCCUGCGUUUCUGCGGCACGACGGAGUUCGCCAGCGGGCAGUGGAUCGGGGUGGAGCUGGACGAACCCGAGGGCAAGAACGACGGGAGCGUGGGCGGGAUCCGCUACUUCAUCUGCCCCCCCAAGCAAGGGGUUUUUGCCUCCGUGUCCAAAAUCACCAAGGCCACGGACCAGACACCGUCCUCGGUGACCUCCACCCCCAAGACGCCCCGCAUGGACUUCUCCCGCGUCACCGGCAAGGGCCGCAAGGACAAGAAAGCGCUCAGGAAGAAGUCCCUGUCCGUGGGCAGCCUGGACCGGGAGGGGCUGAAGAUCGAGCUGGGGGACCAGGUGCUGGUGGCGGGGCAGAAGCAAGGGGUCGUCCGCUUCUACGGCAAGACCGACUUUGCCCCGGGCUACUGGUUCGGCAUCGAGCUGGACAAGGCUACGGGCAAGCAUGACGGCUCGGUCUUCGGGGUGCGGUACUUCACCUGCUCCCCCAAGCACGGGGUCUUCGCCCCCCCGACCAGAGUGCAGAGGAUCGGAGGGCCCAAGGACUCCCAAGGCGACGGCAGCUCGGCCAAGAAGGUCCAUCAGGUCACGAUGUCCCAGCCGAAGCGAAGCUUCCCGGCUGUGAGGACCCCCAAGGACAUCACGUCAGAGAGCUCCAUCUCCAGAUUGCUUUUCUGCUGCUGGUUCCCUUGGAUGCUGCGGGCAGAGAUGCAGUCGUAAAACCCCGGCCCCGUGCCCCCCCGUGCCCCGAGUAACCCAGAGACGGCUCCUCUGUCCCGGUCUCAUCUCUCUCUCUGUCUCUCUCUGUCUCUCACUCCCUCCCUUCCCUCGAUACGGACCCAGCAAACCCCUGCCCAGUGCCUUCGUACCACUGCUUGUGGCCCCCCUGCGUGCCCGCCCCCCCACGUCCGUGAGGGGCCACAAGUCGCCGCCCCUCUCCCCACGGGAUAAAAAUGACUUCGCUCCUCAUUUUGCUUUGCCCCCCUCCCAGCCUCCUCCGGGCACGGCGUGGGGAUGGGAGCUGAUGGGUUGGACUUCAGUCUUGGGUGAAACCCGUCUUGGGCUGGGGGUCUUGAGGGGGCUGCCGGGCAAAGCCUGGCCCGUAGGCAAUGCGGGUGGACCAGAGGCAUCGUGCUGCACUGCUCCGAGUCAGCAAUGUAGCGCUUCUCCCCAGCACCAGCCGCCUUUCGGCUCGGGAGUCGUAGUCGUAGUCGUUGCCGUCCGGGGUCUGUGCUGCGACGCCGUUAUAGGGCAGGGACAGAGUUGGGUUUGAACAGAAGCAGGUUUUGCGAUAGGCCUUCAGAGCAGGGAGUUUGGCCAGGAGCUUUCCGAAGGAGUGCAGGUUUCCUUUCUAAGGGAAAAAAACCCAACCGCCCCCGUUCACUCUGAAACCUACUGACGUACACUUACCAUAGGUGGGAGAUGCCGUUUGCAAACGGGGUUUGGAGAGAAUUUGGAGAGCAAGGGCUUCUAAAAGAGCAGGUCGCCCGAUGUCCCUUACCCCCUCCUCUCCCCUCUAGUGGGUGCUUUUCCCACGAUGUGAUUUUAGGGAAAAUACUUUGAUUUUUGGUUUCCUUUCCAAGCUAUCUAGGGAAAAACCCCUCUAUUUUUAAAAGAAAAAAAAAGACCCUUAAUAAUUAUUUUAAGAAAAGAAAAAAACAUGGUGUGCGGGGGCUGGAAGUCUCAUUUAGAGGCAAACAAAAGUUGGUCCAGUUGACUUUGCCUGGUUUGGUUCAGUGACCUCUUCCCCAUCUGGAUGCGGUUAAACCAGGAUAAAGAGGCUCGGUCCAGAUGUGGACAAGCCUGUUGUUGUUCCCGCCCCGCCGCGGUGUGUUGUUCACUGGAGGAACUCCUUGCUACAGGACGCUGGGAGACGAGGCCGAAGGGGGUCGGAGACGUUUUGAGGGGAAAGAUCCAUCCGUAGGUUAAGAACAGGGCUGAUGUAGGCGGCAGCCUCCGCAUCCGAACGUCCGACACCUCCGAAUGCAACCGGAGAGAAGCAGGGGUGGGACGAUGUCGCCCGUACCCUCUUAAUGGCGCGAGGCCGGGCGGGCUGACGUCGUCGGUGGCGUUUCCAGGGCCUGGGGACGGACGGAUGUCAGAGGGGCCGAUGCAGGGUUGUCCCGCGAUCGAUACCUGGCUGGAAAGGAGGCGAGGUCUCCGGAGGAAAGAUGCGUUUCUCUCUCCGCUGCGUCGAGUGCACCCAGCGAAAGGCUGGAAGAGCGGGGAGGGGUCUGCCCAGGUGCUUUGGGAUCGUGCAAAGCCCAGGGGAUGCAGAUGGGCUGCGUCACCUGCGGGUUCGAUUGCAGCGGGACGGAGAUGUAGGUUAGAUACCGCCAGAGCUCAGCCCAGAGGGGGGAUCACGUAGCAGGGAAGCUGGGCAUUGUCCGGCCGCGGAUGUUUCCAAGUGUUGUUGCAGCCAGAGCUGGUGCUGGCGGGGGCAAGGGACGGGGGGUGGACUGGACGACCCCCCCCGACCCACUUUUCUACCCCGUCCCCCAGCUCUGGCCUUGUUUGUGCUGCAAAGUAUUGCUAUAUCGGUGACAGGGCCUGGAAAAUACCCGCCCGCCCCGCGUGCAUCAGCGCGAGAGGCGGGUGGAGGCUGCCUCUCCGCGCGGCACCGCAGCGGGAGUUGCAGCUGUGCCGUGUAGACAGACUCCACACCUCGAGCAAGUCGGGGCGAGGUUGCUAGUGGCGUUUUGGUGCCUGGCCGUGCGAGGUUCGGGUUCACCGGAGGAACGCGGGGCGGGGGUUGUCCGGCUGUCCCUGAUCCGGCAGGGUUGAAGGAUGUCGAGGGGGGCCGUGAAGAUCGGUGGCGCCUGGUCCUGAGACGGCAGCUGUGGUUUCUGGCCAAGUCCUUGCAGGCAGCGUUGGCGGCAGCCUCCAGAUUGCUGUAGGGAGGUGGGCGGGGAGCGGGGGCGGGCUGGUGGCCUAAGGGAGUGCGUGGUUGUUGGAGGAGGCUGGGAAGAGAUGAGAGAAUCUGUCCUGCUGGCCUUCGAGCCACGUGUCCUGCUUCCCAUCUCUCUGUCUAGCCAUCAGUAUCCCUCUCUCCUUAGAUCCAUCCAUCCAUCCACCCACCCACGGGCGCGAGGACCCUGCGAGGGCCCUUCCGACCCUACUUUCCUAUCACCCAUCCAUCCCUCCAACCAUCUGGACGGGUCUGGGGUUUCAUCUGCCUGUCCGCCCAUCCACCUGUUCGCAUAAGCAUCCAGCCCAUGGGCUAGAAGACCUCAUGAGGGCCCUUGCAGCCCUACUUUGCAAUGAUCCAUGCAUCUGUACGGCCCUAUGGAGAUCCAUCCUUCCUCCCUCCCCCUAGCCAUCCAUCUCUGUGCCCACUUCUCCAUCCAUCCCUCCUGAUCUGUGAAGGCCCAUCCAUCCAUCCAUCCAUCCAUCCAUCCAUCCAUCUUGAUCUAUGGACAUCCCUCCCUCGUGGUCUAUGGACAUCCAUCCAUCCAUCCAUCCAUCCAUCCAUCCAUCCAUCCAUCUGCAUUGAUCUAUGGACAUCCAUCCCUCCUGGGCUAUGGACAUCCCUCCAUCCAUCCCUGUGCCCGCUUCUCCAUCCAUCCCUCCUGGGCUAUGGACAUCCAUCCAUCCAUCUGUGUUGAUCUACGGACAUCCCUCCCUCCUAGUCUAUGGACAUCCAUCCAUCCAUCCAUCCAUCCAUCCAUCCAUCCAUCCAUCCAUCCAUCCAUCCAUCUCUGUGCCCACUUCUCCAUCCCUCCCUCCUGGACUAUGGACAUCCAUCCAUCCAUCCAUCUUGAUCUAUGGACAUCCCUCCCUCGUGGUCUAUGGACACCCAUCCAUCCAUCUGCAUUGAUUUAUGGACAUCCCUCCCUCCUGGGCUAUGGACAUCCAUCCAUCCAUCCACCUAUACAGGUCGAUGGCGAUCCACCCAUCCCGCUGCCCACCUCGCCAUCCAUCCUUCCAUCCCUCCCUCCAUUCCUGCUCCACCGCUUUCCCUCCACGUGCGAUCCCGCCUCUGUCCCUGCCUCCUCCUCCUCAUAUCAUCGCUCUUCCCAUCACAUCCGAGGGGGGCUGGCGGCAGAGGCGUCGCGUUCUCGUCUCUUCCCUGCGCCCCGGAGGCCACGAUGGCUUUGGAGGCCGUUUUCUGUUCCAGGCUGGGCCCAGCCUGGAUCCGGCUUUGCUCUGAGUUGGAUCUUAUCAAAACAGAAGUGGCUUCCUGAGAUCCAUGGAAAGCUCGUGGCUUUGGCUCAGGCGUGUCCGGCUAGCGGCAUGGGGGCUGAGCCACGCUUAGGUCUUGGGUUUGGCGGGGCGUAGCGCAGCGUGGGGAAGGGCUAGCACGAACCAGGGCUCUCAAGACCCCACCCUGCUCUCACUGAGCUAAGGUAGAAAGGCUGGUGCGGGGCUUGUCGGGCGCCCCACCUCUGCCACCGAUGUGCUGUGUGGCCUCGGUCAAGUCACUUUGUCGCGGUGCCUCAGUUUCCGCCCCCCGGUACAACAGGGUGUGGGGGCUGUUCUGGAGCCCAAGGGGUCCCGGCGCUAGGUUUUCCCCAGCCCUUCCUAGGGGCACAGAGAGCGAUGCUGGGGGUGAAACGGACUGGGGUGGGGCGGGCGGGGGCACAUCCCUGCCCUGUCCAGCUCUUCCUCUCUGUCUCCCGUGAUCGCACCGCCUCCCUCCACCCCUCCCCGUCCCUGCCCCUGCCCCACGGUGGGGAAACCCCCCCAAGCCCUCGCCCUGCUUGGUUGUUUUUCACUAGCAAUAAAACCCUGCCAUGGAUCUGGUCGCCCCGGGAAAGGGGAAGGGGGGGCGUCUUGGUUCUUCCCCGUUAUCCCCCUCCAGCACCCCCCUGCCCUCGCUUCCGGGCGGGGGGCAGCACUGCACCGCUAACCCCACGGCCGGCCCCGGGGGUCGGGGACCUGCAGCGGGCCCGGGCCCGUCCGGGUGUUUGUAGCCUAGGUGUCGCGCCCGGCGGAGUCGAACUCUCGUUUCGUUUCUCUCUCUUCGCUCACGCCGUCUCGUCCCACGGUCUCGUGAGUGGCUUGCUGCUCCCACAGCUCACCUCAGCUCACCUGCAUGCCCCCCCGCGAGCCCCGGCCCCAGCUCUGGAAACUCCGCAUGCGACAAAUCGACGGCGCUUACUCGCUUCUGUCAUUAAUAAACCGUGUUUCUAUGUGA